UUUCCGCCGCGAAAUGUUGGCUCGCGUCCCUCUGAUCGCGGGCCAAGCGACCAAUCUAUUUUGGGCCGCUUUGUUGUGUGUUGUCCUCGGUCAGCUGCACUCGCUCUCUCACUCGAGUCUCUGCUGCGGUGGCGGCAGUCGGCAUGGCCUGCAAGGGUGCGUUGCUGCUCGCCCUGGCCCUCACCCUGGUCAGCGGGCAGGAGCUCGGCUUCGACUGCGACCCUGAGCGGCCGUGCCUCGCGCUCAACGAGCUUUGCGACGAUGGCUUCUGCAAAUGUCUCCCCGGAUUCAUCAGGAACGAGAAGCACUGCUUCCCAGCUCGGAGCUACGGAGAGUCUUGCUUCUUCGACAUGCAGUGCGCCAUGUUUCCCAUGGUUUGCUCAGAGCAGAAAUCGGGCUUCGGCAAACGUUGCCAAUGUCACAAGUUCUUCCGGUGGGACGCAGAGGUUCGGGAGUGCCGGCACAAGGAGAACCUGGCGGCCAUGGUGUCCAAGCUGGAGCAAAAAUUCGACUUCGAAUCUAAGAUCGACAACCAGGCGAAUUCCCUCUUCCCAGGGAUGGUGGCCGCCGGAGUGAUGGUGCUAGUCGUCGGGUUCAUCAUGGCCGCCGCCUGCGCCGUCUACGUCUGCUACUCGGGCAGCUGGAAGCCCUGUUGCAGGAGAGAGCGGCAAGAGUUUGAAUGCCACGCGAGCGAGUUCGAGCGUCUGGAGGUGAAGAGCGAGGGAAAAGCCAAAGAAGACGUUUGAGUCACGUCCAUAUAUGCACUGUUUUGGAAUAAAAAAAUCCGAGAGUGGAAAUUAA
Molecule: messenger RNA, 801 nt
Organism: Cloeon dipterum
Lineage: Eukaryota; Metazoa; Arthropoda; Insecta; Ephemeroptera; Baetidae
Exons: 5
Coding region: 144-746 (200 amino acids)
Source: RefSeq, a predicted model, not a curated record